Messenger RNA from Chinchilla lanigera (long-tailed chinchilla), 3509 nucleotides. RefSeq names its product tumor suppressing subtransferable candidate 4 (gene Tssc4). The transcript has 3 exons. NCBI's taxonomy places the organism in Eukaryota, Metazoa, Chordata, Mammalia, Rodentia, Chinchillidae. Bases 2299 to 3267 code for a protein of 322 amino acids. The record is from RefSeq and is a predicted model, not a curated record.
CUCUGGACUUUUUGGGCCCAAGGUGAAUCAGCUCAAGAGGGGCUGCUGGCCACAGUGGGCAGGACUGGACCCUCAGGGAACUCUCCACAUGGUGAGUGCCCCAUACAGGGUUCUGUGAUACCUCACUUACCUCAACUUUUGGACAUGCUUGUCCAAAAGCAGGAGGGGCCAGCCAGGGAAAUUUGGUACAGGAUAUGCUGGGGGGGACUGCAAGACACCCCCACCCUUUCUUCCCAAGGGACACACAGUGAAGAAUGGAUGCACUGCUCCCUCUGGAACAUUUCAAGUUUUUUUUUUUUUUUUUCCUUGUCUAAGUGCCUGUAAGUUUUCCAUUGAGUUGGGUGGCUCAGUGCCCAGGCCAUAUCUCAAAGGGACUGGCAGGGAAAAAAAACUUAACUGCUGCCUGGGAGCCUACCCAGCACACCAAAGUAAGGCUCUGAGGCUAAGUGGCCUCUUUAGUAACCCUCUCCCCCACCAGUUUUCCCUCUCAUCUCUUAAUCAGUGGGCUCUGUCUAUAUUCCCUUGUCUGCCCCUCACCCUCACCCCCACCCCAGGUCAGGCUGCUUCCCCUUAGGUGGGGAUGCAGGCACAUUUAAUUAGCCUCUAGACCAGGACCUGGCUAGGAUUCAUGCCACCGGCUUCCAGCAGCCUCUGUGCAGCCUGAUUUGGGAAACUAGUCCCAGACCUGUAUUUGGGAAGUUGAGGGGUCUCAUCAGGACUCCUUCCUGGUUGGCUUUUUAGUUUAAUUGUAUUUUUUUUUUUUUUUUGUGAUCCCAGGGGUUGAACCCAGCGCCUCCCUCAUGCUAGGCAAGUGUUCUGUCACUGGACUACAUCCUCCCCUCCCCUCCAUGCUGCCUGGGUCUGUUAAUGGUCCAAAGACCCUCCUCUCUGAAAGGCUCCAGGGAUAUCUGGCCAAGGCUGUUGCCUAGUGGCCUGGGUGUCACCUUCACACUGGGCUUCUGGAAGCAGAAGCAUGCAUUCCUGGUAAGGUGGUGGGGAGGGACGAGUAAGAUAUGCCAAAGGCAAACAGAAGGCCAAGAGGCUGAGGGAGACCUGUGUCCCCUUUGUUUCAAAGCAGAGCAAACAAUGAGUCCCCAGUGAAUGCCAGGAUGGCAGGCCCUGGGAUUGGGUGGCUUCUCUCCUGUUUAAGGUUAGAUUCUCUGUCCAGCAGCACAGAACUAAGAGCAUGCUGGGCAGAGGAGCAAUGAGUACGGCCUGGUGGUCAAAGGCGUAAGUCCUGUCAAGCGCAUUUUUAGGGGGAAGCUGACCCACUACCUGCCAUAAACAGCUGGGCCAGCGCCCUUGGAGAAGAGCCUCGAAGCCCUAAAACUGGACCAGGAGAACAGGCAGUACAGUACGCAGCGGCCUAGCCGGCCCCUAGGCAGAGGACGAGAGCCCUGCAUCUCCGACUCCACCCAGGGUCUUUGGCCCAGUCAGCUCCGCCCCCGAAGGGAGAAGGACAGAGCGAGAGAGUCUUUCCAGCCAGAACCGGAAGCCCCUCGGAAAAGGUUCCUGCCCACUGUGCGCAAUGACGCACUUCCUGUCUGAGGCAACUGCUGUCCUCACUGGUUCCGGCAGGCGGCGCUAGAGCUACGGCGGGCCGGUAGCCCUAGAGCAUUGUGGGAAUCGCAGUCCUGGCUCCGCCCCUUUCUGUGAUUAACGCUGCGGUGGUUUCCGGGGCCGCUCCGGACACCAGAAAGUGGGAGAUGUAGUUCUUCGGGCAAGGAAGCCGCGGCACGCGGGCAGCACAGGACUCUGCUUCCCAGAGGGCCGUGCGUGUGUGGGCGGGGAGCGCGGCCUAAGAGUUUUGGCUUCCGGAACCCGCAACCAGCGAAGUGCCGGCCGCGAGGAGCGGCAUCGGAAAGAGUCCACAAGACUCUGGAUCCGGAGGGGACAGCGUAAGCUGUUGCGCCCCGCAGCUUCAGUGUGACGCCCUGCCGGGAGGCUGCGCAUCCAACCUAGGGCGCCCGGCGUUGUACUGUACACUGUACCGACCGCGCGAUUCGCGCUUUGUACCCUCCAGUUCAGCGUGGCCCUCUGCUAGCUGCAACGAGCUCCACGCAGGCCACUUGGCUGUGUUAUCUCUCCCCGGAGACCAUUGUCGGCAUCAGACAAGGCCCCACCCAGCAAGCAGCUCCACCUCUCGGCCUGAGGACAUACCCUUCCCACUGAGGACCUCCAUCAGGGCUCCUCCGCCCAACUAGCCAGGGUUCCACUGUGCACCAGAGGCCCGCAGCACACCAGGUGACAGGAGGCCCUUCGAGGACAAACUCUCCGUGUGGCUUGGCCAGAGGAAACAUGGCUAAGGCAGGGUCAGGCGAGCCCUGCCCUGGCUUGGAGCCUGAGCAAGUGACAGAGAAUGACAUCCUGCCUUCUGACUCCAUCUCUCUUAGUGACUCAGACUCAGAUCUCAGCUCGCCAGGUGGUGCCGAGGUGGAAGCACUGUCUCCAGAGGUACUGUCUGGGGAGGCCCAGGAGGACCCAGAGCUCGAAGAGCCCCCUUCGCCCCCUGCAGGCACUCCCACCACAGCGGUGCAGCCAUUCCACCUUCGAGGCAUGAGCUCUACCUUCUCCCAGCGAAGCCACAGCAUCUUUGAUUGCCUGGAAGGGGCAGCCAGGCAGGUGCCACCCUUUGCAGCCCAAACCAGCAUGAGUGACAAUGGUGACUUCAAGCGGCCUCUGGCACCCUCAAGCCAGCCUCCAGCAGGGGGCCUAGGCAGGGCCCAUGGGAGACCUAACCCUCCAAGGGUAGCCCCUGUCCCUGACUAUGUGGCACACCCUGAGCGCUGGACCAAAUACAGCUUGGAGGACGUGGCUGAGGCCAGUGAGCAGAGCAAUCAGGCCGCUGCCUUGGCUUUCUUGGGCUCCCGGAGCCCCACAGUUCCCACUGACUACAAGCCCUCCUUCAACCAGGAUCCCUCCAGCUGUGGUGAAGGAAGAGUGGUUUUCACUAAGCCAGUCCGGGCCAGCGAGAUCAGACCUGAGAGGAAAAGGGUCCUGACAAAAGGGGACUCGGGGGGUGAGGGCCCUGUAGAGCUGACCCACUUGGCAGGGUUUGGAGGUCCAGAGGCUGAGGAAUGGAGCAGCCCCCAGGGAUUGCAUGAAGUGGUGAAGCUUUCAGGGGCUGCCCACACUGGGACCUCACUGGGCCCCCCAGGGGCAGAGACAGUUGGCUUCCAUGUCAGCAAGAAGCGAAGCAGAGAGCAUUUCCGGAACAGGGGCAGCAGCCCUGAGGGUCUGGGGUCUGAGAAAGAACACCCAGCCUGACCACCCCACCAGGCUGCAGGCAGGGCUGGCCAGAGUCACUGCCACUGGGAUGGCAGGUGGGGCAUCCCCUUUGGAAGGAAGCCAGUGGGCUACCUGUAGGAGGCGGCAGCAGCCCUGAGCGUCCAUCUCCAGAGCAGAGACCUUCCCUGGACCUGGAGGAGGGUGGGAGUGGGCAGGGACAUCAGAAGCCCUGCCUCCCGGAUGUCCAUCUUGGGGAAAUAAAGAUUUAGGGUCUUUCUCCA